CAACGCGCCCUGGGCCGUCGGAUGCGCGCCCGGCGCGUAGAUUAAUGCGGCGGGCCCUGUUACAGAUCAGCCGGGUCCCCCGGCGCGACACGGUUGGGCGGUGGCCCCGCGCGUUAUGGUCCCACCGCCAAGUGACACACCGCCUGAUAAAUCUAGCUCUCUCGUCCGAGGCGGCGAGCCAUGUAAAACCGUCCGACGCGAGCCCCACCUCCGCGCUCGCACGCGGAAGGAGAGGGACGAGGGAGCCACCGUCACCGAGCGCGGUUACAAGAAAAUCCAAUCUCUCCCCCACGCUCGUUUCGACUCGCGCCAUGGAGGCGCAGGCGCAGGACAACAGGGCGGAGGAUGGGGACGGCGCGCGGCAACACGUAGCCGGCGGCGUCGCGGCGACGGGGAUGGCUAUGGGCGCGAUCUCCAUGCACGGGUUCAUGGUCCCGAAGCCAGAGCCGGUGGAGUUCUUCGGCGGGAUGGCCGUGGUGCGGAGCAAGCCGCCGCCGCGGAACCGCGACCGGCACACCAAGGUGGAGGGCCGGGGGCGGCGGAUCCGCAUGCCCGCGGCGUGCGCGGCCAGGAUCUUCCAGCUGACGCGGGAGCUAGGGCACAAGUCCGACGGCGAGACCAUCCGGUGGCUGCUGCAGCAGUCGGAGCCCGCCAUCAUCGCCGCCACCGGCACCGGCACGGUACCGGCGAUCGCGACCACGGUCGACGGCGUGCUCCGCAUCCCCACGCAGUCCUCGUCGUCCUCCAGCCCCUCGUCCCUCACCACCGUGGUCGACGGCGACGAGGCGUCCGCCAAGCGCCGCCGGAAGCUGCAGCCGACGCGAGCGGCCGCCGGCGCGUCCCCGCUCGCCACCGCCGCGCCCGCGGCGUACUACCCGGUCCUCGCCGACCCGCUCCUGCAGGGCACCGGUGGAGCGGCCAUCUCGGUGCCGAGCGGCCUCGCCCCCAUCGCCGCGUCGGGCGCCCCUCAAGGGCUCGUCCCGGUCUUCGCGGUCCCUGCGGCCGGCAGCCCCGGCGGCGGCAACCGCAUGAUUCCGCAGGCCACCGCCGUGUGGAUGGUGCCCCAGCCUGGCGCCGCGGCCGCCCAGCCCACGCAAUUCUGGGCCAUCCAGCCCGCGCCGCAGCUCAUCAACCUCGGCGGCGCGCAGGCCGCCGUGUUCCCCGCGGCGGUGAACGUCGCCGACUUCCAGGGCCAGCAGCCCAUCUCUAGCUUGUCUCACAACAGCAACUCGGAGCAUCUGCACCUGGGGUCCGGGUCCCACGAGCAGCAGCGCGGCGGUCGCAGCGACGUCAACCAUCCGGAGGAGGAAGAAGACGACGACGACGACGACGAGCCGGUGUCCGACUCCAGCCCAGAAGAGUAACGCACCACCGUACGCCCAGAAAGUCCAACCCCAAAGCUUAGGUUCCUUUUGCUCUAAUUUAAUCGCUCCCCCUCGUUUUCCCCCCUUUCGCAAUCCUCCUUAUGAUGAACUACAUGAUGCUUUCUGUCGUAGCUCACGUUCAGUUCAGUGACCCCCAGUGUUAGUGGUAGAGAGAAGAAGAUGAUGAAAGAGGUAGUGGAACUGUAGAAGCAGCGUGUAAUGCAAAUCAAAACGAGCAGCUGAUUUGUUAUUGAGUUAAUUAAUUGACGACCUUUUGCUAAUAUAAUUCUUUUUUUUA
This is a messenger RNA of Zea mays, 1662 nucleotides long. RefSeq lists its product as uncharacterized. The record is from RefSeq and is a predicted model, not a curated record. Gene Ontology annotation, molecular function: sequence-specific DNA binding; DNA-binding transcription factor activity. The transcript has a single exon. The coding region runs from base 45 to 1364 and encodes 439 amino acids. Gene Ontology annotation, cellular component: nucleus. NCBI's taxonomy places the organism in Eukaryota, Viridiplantae, Streptophyta, Magnoliopsida, Poales, Poaceae.